AUGGCGGCGGGAGGGCGGUACCGACCGCCUGACAGCAGCCUGCACGCCCGCUUCGGCGAUGCUACAGUUUUGGAGGAGCUCGCCAGUCUCGGCCGGACGCCCGGCCGCAGAGGGGCCCCGCAGCCCCCGUGCUCAGACCCCCGGCGACGUGUUUUGAUUGCGGUGGACUUCCCCUCGACAGGCGCGCUGGCGGGCUUCGACCAGCUCACCGUCUCGGUCGACCUGUCUGUGCUAGACGUGCACGAGCGCGCCGUGUGCGCACUCUCUCAGGACCCGACUGGCUCUGACCUCACCGUCUCGGCCGACCUGUCUGUGCGGGACGUGCACGAGUCCGCCGUGUGCGCACUCUCUCAGGACCUGACUGGCUCUGACGUCGAGCUCCUUCCCGCCUCGCCAGCCCCGACCAAGGCCCCAUGCACGGGCAGCGGGCAGACCAGCAGCGGGCGCGAGCUGCACGAACCACCCCCCACGGGUGCCCUUCCAGGAGUGACGCUCAUCCCCGCGAUUCUCCACACCAGGGACACCAGGUUUCUGCCGACUGCCCAGCCGCCCCAGGUAUGGUGCGAGGACUGCUCGCGAGGUCCUCACAGUCACGGCCCCGAGGCUGGUGCCUGGGUCAACCCGCAGAUCCGCAAGACCCCAGCAGUCAGCCACAGGAGCGCAUACAAGCAGGGGAUCGACUCCCGGUUGAUCUGCAUCAACUGCUGGAUGGCCGCGGGGAUAUUCCAGAGGAUCCUGAAAAGGUCCCGCGAGGGCCGCGAGGGCCGGCCCCGGGGCCGCGACCGAGCGUCCCCGCGAGGACCCGACCGCAGGAAGUUUCGAUUCCUCGGCCUUGGGCGGGGCCGCAAAGCUGGCCAUGGCCCGACGCCGCCAGCGGCCACGAGGCAGCUUCAUGCCCGCGCUCGGCAGGGAGAGUCGCCCGGUUCCAGAGGAGCCCGCCGCGGCCACGAGGGCGGCAGGCGGAGCUGCCGCGGGGGGCGCCCGGGGCGGCCAGGCUUCGGGCACAAGGGCCGCGGUGGCGUCGGCGGUGGCGGACGUGGAAGAGACCGAGGCCGCUGCCGAGGCGGAGCUGGAGAAGCUGAUGGUGAGGAAACUCCGGCGCCGGAGUCUGGAGGGGGCAGCCGGCGGCGCGGAGCUGGAGGCCGACGCCAUUGCGGACACCGACGCAGAUGCGGAUGCCGCGUCCGAUUCGGACAAGGCCCGCGCCGACGCACCGCUGCCCGGAGCGGCCCCGAAGGCCAGACUGCGCAAGCCAGAGCCGCCUGGCGGGCACUCGCAGAGCCCUGGGGCGGAGCAAGGAGCUCGGGGGCGCCCGCCAGGCGCCGCGCGAGCAGGCGGCGGCGGCGGCGGCGAGCGGACUCCGCCGCGGAGGGCGCGCGGAGGGCCGCCGAGGAGGCGCAGCACGCUCGCCGCCACGCGCCGGGGGCCGUGGACGACGCAGACGAGGAGUUGCCGCGGCUGGCCGAACACAUGCGUUGCGGCACUUUCUCUGGGCAGCUGGAGAAGUGGGAAGAUUGUGCCUUCUCGCUCAAGCGAGGCGUCCGUGUGCAGCACACCGACGUCUACAAGGCCGUGGCCGAGACUGCCCCCGACGACGUCGGCGAAGAGGCCGUGUUUCCAGAGGAGCUCGGGUCUCGGAUUGACGGGCUCUUCGAUGUCUUGUGCCAGCGCUGCAUCGCAGAGACCCUGGGCAUUAUUAAGACGGCGGGCUGCAUGACGGGCAUCGAGGCUUGUCAGAAGCUGCAUCGCAGGUGCAACCGACGAACCAUGGCCCGUGGCGUUCGUCUGCUUGGCCAGAUCGUCAAGCCCGGCAGGGUCCAGAUCUACAUAUACAGACGCGUCGAGAAGGACACGAAGUACGACGAGUUCAAGGGCAAGAUCCAGGCCAUGGUCGGCAACAAAAUACUUCCACGGUAG
Molecule: messenger RNA, 1917 nt
Organism: Prorocentrum cordatum
Lineage: Eukaryota; Dinophyceae; Prorocentrales; Prorocentraceae
Source: the annotation of a GenBank genome assembly